Messenger RNA from Amoebophrya sp. A25, 940 nucleotides. The record is from the annotation of a GenBank genome assembly. Lineage: Eukaryota; Dinophyceae; Syndiniales; Amoebophryaceae.
AUGCGUGAGAGAAGACCUGGGGAACAAGACGAGCUACAAACCUACAGACCUCCAGCGUCCGCAUCAGGUGCUGCGAUGGCAGGAGGAUCUUCUUCUUCCUCGAUGAUGAUGAAUGUGGACGGAAUAGAAGGUCGAUCGGAUGAAAGACAGCGGACUGGUGGAGCUAGAGUGAUAAUUAUUAUGGAUGAAAAUGCAAGUGGUUGACGAGGACGUUGAGCUUGAGGUUAGCGUUGUAAGUACAUUGCUGCGACCUCGCUGAAUUAGAAUGUCUUCGAUGACCUCCAGGACCACCUGCUAUAAGGAAAAAGAAAACGCAUCUAGGUAUUGGUUUUCUGAAUCUUAUCAAUCUGACUGCAUCUCUCAUGUAAUAUACUAUCGGUGGAGCACACCUAACUAGGAAACAAAAAAACCAAAAGAAUCAAGUAGUCCAAAUAUCUAUACUUUUACUUCUAACUUACGAGAAGACCAACCAGUAGCGGAGCAAGCAGCUGUGCUGCGUUCUCCUCCAAGACCGGCAGGUGCAAAACCAGCUACUGUAACUCCUACGGAAGAUGAGAUGUCAACAGUCGGAAACAACCGGGUGGAUGCUGCUGAACAAGUGAUGUUGGAUGUUGAGAAGAUAUUGGGAGAGCAGAAGGAGAGCAGGAGAAAAACAAGCGUCAGCAGAUCAUCUGCACAACCAAGACUGUGGAAGACAACAAAUAAAAUAAGAAUUACCACAUUUUUGCAUUCUUCACUUCUACCAUUCUUGACUCUUUAUACCUUUGGACAUACUGUUGGAAGAACUGUAUCAUCCCGCAGGUAGGCUUGAAGGACUACUUGGGAUGCGAAUGAAUGAAUGGAAACAAGUCAAGGAUCUCCUGAGGAAUGCAAAAGGUCGCGACAACCUCGAAAGAGAGUGAAGAAUCUGCUGAGGGUGCGGGGUGAAGGUGAAGCCAAA